AGGAAAGUUGCUGAGCAAAUUUUUGCUCAGCGAAUUUGAUUAUUAUUCUAAAUGAAAUAAAAAAAAAUUAAUUAUCUAAAAUAAAAAAUCUCGUAAAUGAAGAAAUGUCCCUAGACUAAUUGCUGGAUAUAAAAUUACCCCCAGAAUCUAACACAAAUCUGAUCAGAUGUAUUGAACUGUGUUGUCUAAAUAAAAUAAAUAGCAGUAACUCAUAUAUAAAAAUGUCAUCCAUAAGAUAACGAAAAAAUUAUGUUUUCGCCUUCAUUAAUUUAAUAUAUUUUCGGGCUAGUUUAUAUUUAACUAUUGCAUAGAUUCGAGAAGAGCGUAAAGAAUCACCUGAGAAGAAGCUGUUCAGUAUCAACCUCCUUUUACUUUAUUAUAUUUUAUCCCCUAAUAAAAAAUGGAUAGUUCAGAAUAUGAAUUAGUCCGGAACCUUACACUCUUGUUCUUCUUCGAACGUCUUAUGGACAAAGGCGGUCCACGCACAUUGCACGAUCUCAGUUGUCAAUUCGGGGCCAAAGGUUUCACUAAAGAAAUGCGUCAAAUAGCAGGUGGUUCGCAAAGCGGCUUGCGUAAAUUUUUAGCUCAGUACCCCACUCUCUUUGUCAUCAACGGUGAUUACGUAUCCGUGAAUACAUUCGAACCAACUGUAGAACACGAUGCCGGUAUAAAAAAAGUAAACAAACGUGACUACGCAAAGGAAGCUGUUGAAUAUUUUACAAACAAACUCGUGCAGUAUGGAGUCGGAGCAGAAGUACCGAUUAAAAGUUUGUUAGGACACAGAUCGCAAGCAUCACCUGAAGUGAGACACAUUUCUGGUCAACACUAUCGCGAAUUUCGUGAUUUUCUUCUCAAGUAUUCCGAUGAUUUUAUCGUGUGUGACGAUAAUGUAAAACUGAAGCAGUUUGAAGGCAUGGAAGGAGUUCCGUUUAAAGAAUUGGAACCUGAGGUUCCUGUUGAUCAAGAAAUGACUUCCAAGUUAUUGGAUUUUUUUUGUCAAACUAUUAAACAAAAGGGGCCACUUUGUGUCGAACAGCUUUUGAGUCUAACUGCGGAAAAGUUGCCUGUCAAAAUGUGGACGAAUAUGUUCACUACUCCACAAGAUUUGACGACAUUUCUGAGAAUGUUUCCGGAUGCAUUUAAUGUUCAGAAACAAAUCGUUUCGUUGCAUGACAAAAUAAAAUUGCCAUCGGAUAUACAUCAAAAACCUGAACCUACACAGAUUGUAUUCAAAGAAAAUAUUAAUUCAGAGAAUUCUGGAGCGCAUAAUAAUUCUCACACCCCGAAAACUUCCGUCAGUGAUCAAAUCUUGCCGGCAGAUCAGAAUCCGGUUGUUAAUCGGAAUAGCGACACAGAGAGUGCUAUAGACAGUCUUUCAUCAAUUGAAUCGAACCCCCAUUCAUCACCAGUUAAUUUACAGCAACAAACUUUGAAACAGAGAAUUAAUACUCUAGUUAUGAAAACUUUGGCGGCUAAUACUGAAAAAGACAGAAAUUUGCACACCCCUCAGGUCGGCGAGGCGUGGAAAUUGAAAAUAUUACAAAAAACAAAAAUAAUUGUUAAUGUGAGAGAAUGCGGGCGUAUUAUUGAUGAAAUUUUGAACCCUCCCCGACUGCCAGCGGAUGAAAAAAUUGCCGUUUCAUUUGAUUGUGAGGGUAUUAAUGUUGGAUCAAAAGGUCAGCUGACACUUAUACAAAUUGGCACAAUGGAAGGGAAUGUUUUUAUCUUCGAUUUAUUUACAUCACCAAAUCUUAUAAAUAUAUUACGCAAACUUUUGGAAGAUCCCACAGUGAUAAAAGUAAUUCACGACUGUAGAUGUGACAGCGUCAAUUUAUACAAUCAAUUUGGGAUCACUUUAAAGAACGUCUUUGACACACAAGCAGCGCAUGCAGUCAUUCAAUUCCAAGAUACAGGAAAGCCUGUGGACAAAGUGAAAAAUGUUAAUUUUAAUACACUUUGCGAUUUGUAUGGAGCGCCAUGUAAUCUUUUAAAAAAUCAACUGAAAUAUAUUUAUCGUAAAGAUCAAAAAUAUUGGUUGCGCCGUCCUAUGUCUCGAGAUAUGCUCAUUUAUGCCACAAGUGAUGUUCUUGGACUUGUGCCUCAAGCAUUCACAGCCAUGUCAAAGCGGAUAAAUCCUGAGAUGCAAACGCUUUUCAAUAAUCUGUGUGAAGAAGCAAUACUGACACACAUAUCUCCUGUUGAAAUAAAAGCGCGCAAAAGGCAGCGGAAAAUAGAAACAGAGGUAAUAGAUCUUCGUAAAAAAAUGGAUGAAGCUACAGAAAAAAAUAUCGUAUUGAGUAAUCGAGAAAUUAGGCUUCUUCGUUACUUGUCUCUUACCGAAGAUGAGAAGGUGAAGUUGAAGUGCAGCUACAAAGUUGCAAAAAAACUUGAAAAACUCAAAAGUUUAUCUCACGAUAAAAAUGAGAGCACUGAUGAUGAUAAUGAUAACGAUAAUGACGAUGAUGAGAAUAAUGAUAUUGACGAUAAGGAUGAUGACAAUGAUUAUGACGAAUACUACGAAGAUGAUGAUAAUACUGAUGACGAAUAUGAUGAUGACAACCACAAUAAACCAAACCAAAAAUCUGUAUAUACUAAUCUAGAUAAUUGUAUAUACGAUAAUACUUCAUACGAUUGUUCAUCAUUGAGAUUAAAUCCAUUAACACUUACAGAAUCUAUGCAAAUGGUUGAUGAAAUUUUAUCAGAUGAAAAUAUGGAUAGAUUUGAAAAAAUAGAAAAACUCGAGAAUAUUCUUUCAUCUGUUACUAAUUUUACUCCAGACAAACUGUCAUCUAAAACUAUGUUUUCUGGUUCCGAAAAAUGUUCAUGUCUGUGUCAUGAAAUAUCUGAUCAACGACCCCAAGAACACAUCAUCGCAGCGGACGUAGGAUGUCAAACUCUAAGUACUGGUGAUAUUGUCAUCACUAGCUGUUAUUUUUUAUAACUAUAUUUCUUAAUUAAUUAUUAUAAUUGUUAUUGUUGUAGCGAGUUAUGACAAAUUAUUGAAAUUGU
Molecule: messenger RNA, 3009 nt
Organism: Microplitis demolitor
Lineage: Eukaryota; Metazoa; Arthropoda; Insecta; Hymenoptera; Braconidae
Gene: egl
Product: egalitarian-like protein
Exons: 6
Coding region: 401-2941 (846 amino acids)
Biological process (GO): nucleobase-containing compound metabolic process
Molecular function (GO): 3'-5' exonuclease activity; nucleic acid binding
Source: RefSeq, a predicted model, not a curated record